Cercospora beticola is the source of this 904-nucleotide messenger RNA. Its product is annotated as cytochrome b5-like heme/steroid binding domain-containing protein. Lineage: Eukaryota; Fungi; Ascomycota; Dothideomycetes; Mycosphaerellales; Mycosphaerellaceae. Gene Ontology annotation, cellular component: endoplasmic reticulum membrane; intracellular membrane-bounded organelle. The record is from RefSeq and is a predicted model, not a curated record. Gene Ontology annotation, molecular function: heme binding. Gene Ontology annotation, biological process: sterol biosynthetic process.
CCACGACGAAUAUGUCCGAACUGUGCCCUCGGAAAGAGCAUACGGCAUGCAGGAAAGUUAUCCUUCUCAUAGAAACGAGACCCUGUCCCGAACUGCCCACUCGUGCGCGUUAAAUCCGCGAUCUCCAAUAGAAGCCCUCGCAUUAUUGCACCACCUUUCCACACCCGACAACCACAACCACCACCCACCUCUCUCUAUCUGGACGCCCGCUCCGCUGUCUUGCCAUUGCAACUCCGAACCGCUGCUCCUCGACCUCGAACCCGCCCACACUCGUCCCCGCACUGUCCACCAUGGCCGAGCAAAAGGAGUUCACCUACUCGGAUGUCAGCGAGCACACCUCCAAGAAGGACCUGUACCUCGUCAUUCACGACAAAGUCUACAACAGUUCGAGCUUCGUCGAUGAGCACCCAGGUGGUGAGGAAGUUCUGCUAGACGUCGGUGGGCAAGAUGCCACCGAAGCAUUCGAAGAUGUUGGCCACAGUGACGAGGCACGAGAGAUCCUGGAAGGCCUCUUGAUCGGCACGUUGAAGCGACAGGAAGGAGACCCAAAGCCAAAGACUGCCGCCCAACAAGUUGCCGAUGCUCGCAAAUCCGCUUCCCAGUCUGGGGGCCUCGGUGUCGGAGUUUACGCCAUUGUGUUGGUUGGUGCUGCCCUUGCCUUCUUCGCUUAUCAACAGCUCCAGUCGAGUCAGAACAAGGCAUAGGGGGAUACAGAAGGGGCGAGAGCGAGAGGCCGAGAAUUGUGCAUAGAUUGUAGCACUUUGAAUGGAAACGACGUUCACACACACACAGCGGUACAGCAAAGGGCGGUUCACACAAUUCGCAACAACGUGAAGGAAAAGGAGAAUCAUAAAUGGAGGGACCUCGUUGUUAUUGUGGUCCAGCCAUUGGUGCACAUGAGCGU